GUUGAUUUUGAGGAUAGUCAUCGGCAGUAGACCUACAUCUUCUGGACCAAUCAGCAUACCAACAGUGAUUAGGCUAAGGUGGUGAUCCAAUUCCAUGGAAGGGCAGCAAGAAAGGAUUGGAGAGAUAGAACCAGUUGGCGGCCAACCAAGCAGGAACAGUGGCCAAACUGGCCUCGAGCCUGAGCAGCAUACGAUUGACAUUGAUGAAAUCAGUGAUGGGGAUUGGAUUAAGUCUCUCAGAACGGCAGAAGAAAGCACUCAAUGGCCAAGGACACCAAAGGUUCCUCAGAUGCUGAGGGUAAUUUCAAUCGGUCCUUACCACCAUGGCAAGCCCGACCUUGGCCGAGUGGAAAUGAUCAAGCCUCCAUGUGCCAAAAAAUUCCUGGCUGAUAGUAACCAGGACAUCGAAGCUUUGUACACAAAAAUUCGAAGUAAUAUCGAGACAGUGAAAAAGUGCUAUGAUUGUAGUAGUACAAAAAAGUAUAAUGAUGUAAAACUCGCCAGGAUGAUGCUUCUGGAUGGGUGUUUUUUACUAUAUUUCAUCCGGGGAGGUGUGAGACAGUUUCUUAAAGUUCACGAAAUAGUUUGUGUGGUGCAGGACUUGUUCUUGCUGGAGAACCAACUUCCCUAUGGAGUCCUCAAGUUGAUUUUUGAGGGAGCAAAUUUCCAGGGUGGUCUACCAAUGGAAAAGAAUAUAAUAAAAUUCGUCUCUGACAUCGGAAUGCCAGAAGGGUUGUCAUCAGAAAUACAGCUGAAAGAGGUGAACGAAGAGCCCUCUCAUCUCCUCGACCUUUUGCGAAGUGCUCUCCUAGGCAGGUUCCACAUGAUUAGGAGUCAGCCCGAAAAAGAGCAGCAACCUAAGAAAAAAGGAAAGUCGUCGUCUCGAGGAGGAAAGUGGGGGCUCCGUUGGCCAUGGAAAAAAGGCAAACAACGGGGCAUUAGGCAGUCUUUUCGACACAUCAAGGAGCUUAAAGCUGCCGGGAUCUAUCUCAAACCGAGUAGAACGUGUUUCUUGAGAGACGUUUCUUUCAAAUCCUACUUCUUCUUUGGCCACCUGAAACUUCCCCCAAUAACUAUUGAUGACUCCACGAAGACCAAGUUCUUGAACAUGGUAGCCUAUGAAAUGUGUCCAGAUGCCCCAGAUGACUAUACGGUCACUUCUUAUAUAUGCUUCCUUUACGACCUCAUUGAUCAUGCAGACGAUGUCAAGGAGCUGAGAUCUAGGCACAUUCUCUACAACUGUCUUGGCAGCGAUGAAGAUGUGGCCCAAAUUUUCAACGAGAUCGGCAAUGACUUGGUAGAUCCCGAAAUUUAUGAAGAUGUGAAAGCUCGUAUUCAGAAACACUACGACAAGAGAGUCAAUACUUGGAUAGCUCAAGCCCUUCACAACCAUUUCAGGUCUCCAUGGACUGUCAUGGCUUUCAUUGCUGCUCUUUUGAUACUAUUUCUUACUGGGGUUCAGACCUACUACGCUCUUCCCGGUAAUUAAUAUAUAUAUCUUGGAUUAAUUAUGACUGUGAUGUGUUUUUAUCUUGUUUGGUGUGUGUGAUUAGAGAAAUAAAGAUGUUUAUAUUGUUAAGUUGUAUCACUGGAUUUCAUGCAUGCAAUAUUCCGAGUCUUUUCCUCCCCA
This is a messenger RNA of Vitis riparia (riverbank grape), 1630 nucleotides long. Its product is annotated as UPF0481 protein At3g47200-like. Lineage: Eukaryota; Viridiplantae; Streptophyta; Magnoliopsida; Vitales; Vitaceae. The record is from RefSeq and is a predicted model, not a curated record. The coding region runs from base 95 to 1489 and encodes 464 amino acids. The transcript is spliced from 2 exons.